UACAGCUUGGUAAAGUAGCCAGUAGAGCAUCGACGCUUGUAGCUCGCCGUCAUAUCGCGUUUAUCGCUGCUACAUUUUUGUGAAUUUCGUAGAGAAAACGUGAAUAAAAAAUUGACGUCGUACGUGAAUGCGCUUCGAUUUGCGGAUCGUGAAUAUCCCGCUUUCGUCGUGUCGUUUUAACAGCGUCGUUACAGCGGCAACGCUGAAGCGGCGAUCUACAGCCUACAGCCCCACAUCGAACGAAGGAUUACAUGAUUUAAGCAGAGUGUGGAUAUUUGAAUUAAGUUAGCGGCAUCAAAGAUGGCUUGGCGUUUCAAGGCAUCCAAAUACAAAAAUGCCACACCUAUUGUUCCCAAACCAGAGGCUUGUAUUAGAGAUAUUUCUGUGGGAUCAUAUCAAACCUAUGGGAACAACAUAGCAGCAUCUGCAUCAUUUAUGGCAUUCAAUGUUGAUCAUAAUGGAUCCAGUUUAGCAGUAUUGCCACUGGAGGAUUGUGGUAGGAAGAGCAAAACUAUGCCACUACUUCAUGCACAUGCGGACACUGUGACAGAUAUGGGUUUUUCUCCGUUUUAUGAUGGCUUACUUGCAACUGGUUCUCAAGAUUGUCUUGUAAAGUUAUGGCAUAUCCCGGAAAGUGGUUUGGAGGAAUCCUUGUGCAAUCCAGAAUGCACAUUUUCACAUCGUCAACGAAGAGUGGAAACAGUAUGUUGGCACCCUUCUGCUGAACAUCUUCUGACUACCACAUCAUUCACCAAUCUCUCACUUUGGGAUGUUCUUUCUCAACAGGAGCUAUUCUCUAAUAGUGAUCACACAGAAGUAAUUCAGUCUGUAAGCUGGAAGCAAGAUGGUAUCGUUUUGGCAACAUCUUGCAAAGAUAAGCAAUUGAGGAUCAUAGAUCCACGCGCAUCUGCAUGUAUCGUAAACUCAUGCUCAAGUCACCAAAGUAUCAAAGAUUCCAGAAUAGUUUGGCUAAAUAGUGACAGAAUACUCACCACAGGAUUUGAUGCAGCAAGAUUGCGUCAAGUUUUCAUUAGGGAUUUGAGACAUCUGAAUGAGCCAGUGAAAACAUUAGAAUUAGAUUGUAGCACUGGUAUCUUGAUGCCACUUUUUGAUCCUGAUACAAAUAUGCUCUUUCUGGCUGGAAAAGGAGACACCACUAUUAUGUACAUGGAAGUUACAGAUAAAGAUCCUUAUCUAGUAGAAGGAAUUCGUCAUAGUGGCGAGCAAACUAAAGGGGUUUGUCUGGUUCCUAAACGAGCAUUGAAUGUAAUGCAAGCUGAAGUUAACAGACUAUUACAACUUACUUCUAAUAUGGUGAUUCCAAUCAUGUAUCAAGUUCCACGAAAAACAUAUCGAGACUUUCAUGCAGAUAUUUAUCCAGACACGACUGGAUGCGUUGCUCAAAAUAACGCAGCAGCAUGGAUUAAAGGUCAUAACGCAUCUGUACCAAAGAUAUCACUGGAUCCUGCUAAAAGAAGCAAAGGCGAAGAACCGAUUACCGUACACAAAGGGAACUUAGCAGCACUCAAAGACAAUCAACGUGAAAUUAAAGUAGAACAAACGAAUCGGCAAUCGAAAUCCUUGGUCAUUACCACGCCGAAAGGAUUCUCGAAAGUGCAGAAUAACGUGAACGAAAAUGACAGUAAUAUAGAGAACGAUACCGAGAAGAUUGAAGACACGAAAAAGCCAUCCGAAGAAGAAGAAAAGAUUAAGAUACAAAAUGGAGGCGGUCAAGCCGUUCCACCAAAACCUUUACCGAGAGCAUCAAGAACUAACAGCAUCUCCGAGGAGGAACCAAAACCGGUGGCACGUCCACGUACUUCACCGAAUCCCGGAUCAGUAGUUACAUCAGUGAAUCCUAAUGCGAUCGGCGGAUAUAAGCCUCGACUUGGUCCCAAACCGUUCCAAGCAAAAUCUAGCAGCCAGGAAUUUUCGUUUGACAAAGUCUUCUCUGUACCUGUCGCACCGAAUAAUGAUAAUACCAACGGGUAUCAGAACGAAGUUAACAACGUUGUAGAACAUAAUACGGAAGCAGAUAAGUCGCCGACUUUUACACCUAAUGAGCGUGCAAAGGAUGCGGAAAAUGGCAAGAGCGACUCUAGCUCCAUCGAGGAAGAUGCCAAUUCGAGCGAUUCUGGUUAUAAGCCGAAGACACCAUGCACCGCAGAAAGGCGCAAAGUAUUCGAAACGAAAGUGAAGGACGAGUCACCCGAAAAUGAGGACAUUGGAAACUUUGAACGUGGUACAAACAGAAAUUCAAUCGCCGAAAGACGGCGUCUUUACGAAAGUCGAUCCGUAUCGGUCACUGAUGGGAAUUUGGCAGAGAAGGCGAUGGGUUCGCCGACUAUGUUGAGACGAAGGGAUUCCUUUAAGGCGAAAAGUGAGAUGAUUAAAGAAGAUGAAACGAAAAAAAGUAUUCCCAUGCUACGGCAGCAGAGCAUGGAUCCUAAAUUGGAAAAGGUAGAGCCCGUUACGACAUUAGCUUCCAAGAGAACAUCAACAGUUUUUGGAAGAGUAUCCAAGUUUCGGCACUUGAAAGGUACGCCGGGCCACAAAUCUACACAUAUCGAAAAUAUACGCAAUAUUAGUCGUCAAAUAUCUGGCGAGUGUGAUGGCUUUCACGCUAAUCCCGAUCGAGUAGCUGUACCUUUGAGUGGUCCGGGUGGAAAGAUAGCAGUGUUGGAAUUGAAGAAAACUGGGAGACUACCGGAUGGAGUUAUGCCAGCAUUGGUCCACGGCGCGACUGUAAUGGAUUUUCAAUGGGAUCCAUUCGAUAAUCAGCGAUUGGCAGUUGCUUGUGACGACGGAAUAAUUCGAUUGUGGGAAAUACCGGAGUCUGGUUUAGCGGAACCGACAAACGAACCAAAGCAUGUUAUAGAAGCUCAUACUGACAAGAUUUAUUUGAUCAAAUUUCAUCCAUUGGCAUCAAACGUUCUCGCAUCUGCUUCGUAUGAUAUGACUGUCAAAAUUUGGGACUUGUCACUCUUAACGUCUACCGAAACAGCGAUUGCAAAGAUCACAUUGAUUGGUCAUACCGAUCAAAUAUUUAGCUUGGCAUGGUCACCGUGCGGUCAGUAUCUUGCUAGUGCAUGCAAAGACGGCAAAUUACGAAUCUACAAACCUCGAUCUAGCGACGUUGUCGUGAAAGAAGGGAAAGGUCCAGUCGGUACGAGAGGUGCGAGAGUUAUAUGGGCGCUCGAAGGCAGAUAUCUUGUUGUAAUGGGCUUUGAUAAAGUUUCUGAAAGACAAAUUUACAUAUUUAAAGUGGAUAAUCUAAAUACUCCUUUGAACACUGUUGGAUUGGAUGUUUCGCCUGCCAUACUAAUGCCAUAUUACGAUGAGGAUAGCUCUACGCUUUUUCUAACCGGACGUGGUGAUUCUACAAUAUAUGCAUUUGAAGUAACUGAGGAACCUCCAUAUUGUUGUCCCUUAAGCCAUCACAGGUGCAGUAGUUUGCACCAGGGUUUGUCAUUCCUUCCAAAAAAUAAAUGUGAUGUAGCCAUUGUAGAGUUUGCCUCCGCUUUGAGACUAACAAAUAAUACAAUAGAGCCUUUGAGUUUUACCGUGCCGCGCAUAAAGAGCGAGUUAUUCCAAGAUGAUCUCUUUCCUCCAACUAAAGUUAUCUGGAAGCCAACUUUAUCUGCGGCAGAAUGGUUUAAUGGUGGCAACAAACAGCCACCUAGAAUAAGUCUCAAACCACCUGGUAUGGAUAAUUUAACUGAGAAUCAGUCGCAAAGUGCAGUUACUCCUCCUCAAGUCGCAAAUAAACCAUCUACGACCCCUUUUGGUAUAUCUGCACAACCCUUUAAUAGACUAGGAUGGAAUCCGAAUAUUAAAGCGAAACAAGAAGAGAUCCAGAAAACUAUGAGCCAUUUUGUGGGAGAUGUUAUUCAAUGUUCACUGGAACAAGAUCACAUGGAAGGCGUCGAGGAACAUGAAUGGGACGAGUGAAAAUUGAGGAUUUAUGGAUAGAUGCAAACUGGUGAAGAAAAAUCUGAGCGUGAUUGUUGGAGUAUCAUAAAUUAUUUAUAAGUUAAAAUUAUAUAUCGAAAAUGGCGCAAGAACAUCGCAGUAUUACUGUGUAUAGAGAAAAAGAAAUGCGAGAAUUGUAUCUGAGAGAUACUUCCAAUGAUUUUCUUUUUAAGGAGGUAAGCGUUAAGUGCAGUGUUUUAUAUCAAUUUAUAACAAUACUCAUUUUUUUGUAAAUUUAGCUUAAGAUUUUUGUAAACGCAUUUUUCAACGCAUAGAAAAAUAAGACUCCAGGCCUUGUUAUAAAUAUUAAUUUAAAGUAAAAAUUUAAAAGCGAAAUGAAGCAAAUGACACGAGUGAUUUAUAAUCUUUGAUAAUGUAAUCAAUGCAGUUUUUGAUAUACAGUUCAGCAUUGAUAUAAAAAUACUGUUCUUAUAAAACCAAAUACGUGAUUAUAGCUCUAGUCUCAAAUCAUUUUUCUUCAACUACUGAUUUCUCAUACAUUUCUAGCUACAAAUAAUUCUAUAG
Cataglyphis hispanica is the source of this 4497-nucleotide messenger RNA. RefSeq names its product coronin-7 (gene pod1). The coding region runs from base 301 to 3951 and encodes 1216 amino acids. The record is from RefSeq and is a predicted model, not a curated record. NCBI's taxonomy places the organism in Eukaryota, Metazoa, Arthropoda, Insecta, Hymenoptera, Formicidae. The transcript has 18 exons. Gene Ontology annotation, molecular function: protein binding.